GGAAAGUAGGAUCCUUCCUUGCCGUGCUGCAGUCCGCCAGGCCAUCUCUCCUGCAGCCGCGCGACUGCUUCUGCAGACCCAGCGACGCAGGGGCAGCGGCAACGUCCCCACCGAUUCCUCUCCCGGGCCCGAGACCCAGCAGAGAAAGCUUCAUCCCCAGAGGGGAAUUCCGGCUAGGGCAGAGCGCGGGUGUGGGGCAAGGAUGGCUGUGUCACCUUAGGGAGAGCCCAGGUCCGCCCGCCACCUCUGCCCUCGCCCCUGGGGUCGGGGCCCGGGGCACAGGACUCCUGGGGCGGCGUGCUGGGUUCUCUGGGGGACUGCCUUCCCCCGGCUGACGCGUGACGGGGCCAUUCCCAGAGCAGCUCUCUCUGCUGACGGAGGAGAAAUAAUGAUCCUGGCGCACGGAACCCUUCGUCCGGGCAUCUCGAACAGCCGCCCAAAGACAGGGCUGUCGUGUGGCCAUCCCCACUGUAUCGAGGCACACGGAGCUGUGGGAAAGCACCGGGGAUCCAGCAUGUCUGCCGACGUCUGGGUGGGAACAUGGAGACCCCACCGGCCCAGAGGGCCCAUCGCUGCUCUCUACAGCAGUCCCGGGCCCAAGUAUGGGCUCCCCACAAACGUAGGUUACCCCCUUCACGACCCCUCCCGCUACCGAGACCCUGCAUACAGCUUCGGCAUCCGCCACCCCUAUCAGCAGGAUGAGUGCUCCCCGGGGCCCAAGUACAUGGUGCCAGCCAAGAUGACCAUGAAGGGCAAAGAUGGUAACCCUGCCUACUCCAUCUAUGGCCGUCCCAGGGAUCUGAUGCCCUUCCUGACCCCCGGGCCAGGUCGAUAUUCUCCAGAGAAGGCAGGGAAAUGGGCCUAUCGCUCCGCGCCCAUCUACUCGCUUGCUUCGCGCACGAAGGAGUUUGCGAAUGACCAGACUCCAGGGCCUGCCGCCUACGGGCUCCCCCCAAUGAUCGGGCCCAAGGUCGUCAGCAAGAGCUCUGCCCCCAACUAUUCCCUCCUGGGGCGCAGCUUGAUCGGCACCUUCUGUGAGGACCUGAGCAAGACGCCAGGGCCCUGUAACUACCGGGUGGUGGAGCCCAGCGUGUACAAGACCCGGGCCCCACAGUACAGCAUGCUCGCCCGCAACAUGCUUCCUGGGGACAACACGCAGAAACCUGGGCCCGGGGCACACAGCCCGGAGAAGUACGUCCAGCAGCGUGGCCAGACCUUUGGGAUCCGCCACUCCGACUACCUGGCGCCCCUCAUCGUGGACGUGGUGGAUUAAGCGAGCGCGGCCGGAGGAGCCGAGGGAGCGGCUGAUCGCGGGCGUUAGUGAAAGGGACGGGCUGGACAAGAAUUAUGCAUUUGAAAAUCUUUACUGACUUAACACUCUGUGCAGUCGUCUUCGGCGAGUCAGCCCCCAGCUCCUCAGGCCCAGGGAGACCCGGGGAGCUUGGGCCUGGCUCCUUCAGUCGGACAGUGGAACUGGAGCAGGCCAUCAUGUGAGUGCUGAGCUCCAGGGGGCGUGUGGAAAGAGGGUGAGGCGAGGUCAGGCUGGCUGCAGUGCCCCCGACAGGCCAGGGUCAUUUGCACUAGCCCCAGUAGCUCAAGGGCCCCCCUCAUGUUCUGACUUUCACUCCUGGGGGAGAUCCAUUCACAGUGGCGGACACCGGGGGCGGCCCACACGCCUGAGCUCUCCUCCCUGUGGUGCCGAGGACGGAGCUAGUCCCAAGUGGGGAGAUUAGGGGACCUAGUGCAGCAACUGGCUCCCACGCAACGCAGCUCAGCCCACCAAUGCCCCUGUUGUUCCCUGUUGUUCCCGUGGCGAACAAUUGCUGGAUCCUUGCCCAGCACUUUUUGCCCACCGGUGAGGAAGUGGAAGGGUCUCAUUUGGACUGCUCCGUGCCCUAAUGUUUCCCCAUUGGCCCCUGGGAUUGACCCUCUCUGAGCACAGGUCACUGCCACCAUCAGCUACGAGCUAUUGUCCAGGGCUUUGUCCAGCCUACAAUGGGCUUCCCACCCAUCCCCUGGCUGGCCAGUUCGCUCUCCUCACCCAUCUCUCUGCCAGGGCGUCUUCCCAGACCCUCAGGCUACAUUCCCUUUGCUCAGUUUGAGCCCACUCCUCCUUAUCACACCCCUUUAUCAUGCUGAUUCCUCUCCCUGUUCUCCUGCUGCCUCUUGGCUGUCCCUAAGCCAGCCUCGGCAGGGUUAGUGCUUUCGGCCUCCCGCUCGCCCCACGACUCAGUGGCCCCCAGCCCCUCAGUAGUGUAGCUGCUCUUAUUUGAGUUCCCUCCAUUGUGUUGACAUCUUUCUGGCGCCAGAUCCCUGGAGCUGAGCACAAGCUGGGCUCUCCCUGGAGCUGUGCAGAGAGGGCCCCGGCCUGCACUGGGAUGAGAGGCCCAGAGCUGAGCGUUCCCCGAGCUGCUCCGGCCGAGCCCCGUUCACGAGCCCCUGUCCAAUUCUUUCCAUUUGCUGACCCUUUUCUGUCUUCCUUGUGUCAGGGGAAGGGUCCCACUGCAAUAUGCUGCAUGGUCUGUGCUCAUGCUGCGGGCACUCAGGAUAGAAAUCGGAUCCUCCUGCUCCAGAUACACAGGACCCACCCACUUGCGCGACAGGAGAAUCACCCCCUAGCUGUCCCUCUGACCGGGCUCACAAUACACCGUUGUGCAGUUCUGAUUCUGUCCACUAGAGGGCAGGGCUCUCCCUAUGGUUCUCUGUGUCACACACACUCUAGCCGGUUCCUUGCCGACAGGAUAUAUUUAUACCCAGAUGUGGUUACAAUAACCACAUCCCCAUCUCUGUAGGGAAACUGAACACAAAAGCAAGCUCCAGGCGAGGCACAAACCACCCUAGGGGGUUCUGGGGAGGGAGAACCUGCUUUGGCUCACUGAGCAGGGGGGUUAUCUUGGCCUAGAUGUUAGAGAGCAGACAGCUCUGUCUGGAGUGUUAUUCGGUCUGGGGAAGUUAUAAAUAUUCCGUGACAGCGGACUCCCACUCCUUCCCUGGGAAGCAAUUCACCACUCCCAUAGAUUCAUAGACAGUAAGACCAGAAGGGACCAUUAUGAUGACCCAGCCUGAUCUCCUAUAUAACACAUGCAAUUGUUUCUGCAUCGUGCUCAGAACUUCCGAUUGAGCUAGUGCAUAUCCUCUAGAAAGGCAUCCAGGUUUGACCCACUGUGUCCCUAGGUCAGAUUUCCCAACGGUUAAUUACCCUCACUGUGAAAACAGGACAUCUUAUUUCUAGUCUGAAUUUGUCUGCCUACAGGUUCCUCCUUUGCCUGCCAGCUUAAAGAACUGUCAACAGUCAGAAGUCUCUUCCCCCAGUGGGUAAUUGCAGACCAUGGUCAAGUCCCCUCUUAACCUACCCUUGGAUAAACUAAAGCGGAUGAGUUUUCUUAGUCUCUCACUGUAAGCCAGGUUGUCCAGAGCUCAGAUCGUUUUCCUGGCUCUUUCCUGAACCUUCUCCAAUUUUUCAACAUCUUUUUUGAAGUGCGGACACCAAACCUGAGCACAACAUACACUAAUGUCAGGAAGCCAUGACUGUACCUGGCCAUGCGUCAGCUCCCUACCUCCUCUGCCGUGGGCAACACAAAUCCCACCUUCUCAGCCUAGGCAGGCUCCGCUGUCCCUCUGCAUGUUAGCAACAGGCCCACCUCAACCCCCGAGCCCUCCGAGGGGCUCCCUGGAGCAUCCAGCCCUGCUCCACUGGACACUCGCAUGGUUCACUGCUCCCGAAGGAGCAGCCCAGCCCACCUUACCAGCUCCACCUCACAUCACGACAACGCUUCACACACAGCCCUUAGGCAUGUUUAGAGUGAAAAGAAGCAGAGUUUAUUUAACAAAGAGAGUCAAAUGGUAGCAAAUAGGAAUACUGGAAACCAAUGGUUACCUAUCAAAUAAAAGCAGAACCCGCACUGUAAAACCUGGACGUAUGUAACUAACGCACACCCAGAGUCCUUGCAGUGUUUUGCAGCCAGGCCUAGCUGUGCUCCGUUUUCAUGAGGGAAGCCAUGCUGUCAGCUUGUCUCCUUGGUGAAGGGGACGGGGCGGGGGAGGAACCUCUGCCCCCCCAGGGAUGCUCCAACACUCCAAGGUCUUUACUCACAAACAGGGUGUUGUCCUGCUGGUUGUUGUUUUUUCCUGUGUGCCUCUUUGCUGUUGAUUUCACAUGCUCUUGAUCAGCAUUCAGCUCCGACUGUGGACAGGUCUCCUUUGUAAAGCAGACAAUACCCAAUACACACAGGACCAGCCGGAGAGCAAGAGAGACAGGUCUCUUCCCUCCUCCCUGUUAGGAGCAAGUUCAUCCCUUUGUGCAACCUGCCUUAACUCCCAGACCUUAAGCACAUGAUUUCCAGUACAGAUACAUAAUUCCAGAAACAUUAUCUGUCCGUACGCUUUGCAACGACUAUGAUGACCAGCUCUGGGCAGAGCCCUCAUGUCAUAAAUGUAAAGGGAAGGAUAACCACCUUUCUGUAUACAGAACUAUAAAAUCCCUCCUGGCCAGAGGCAAAACCCUUUCACCUGUAAAGGGUUAAGAAGCUAAGAUAACCUCGCUGGCACCUGACCAAAAAGACACAAAAACAGGAAUCUACAUUCCAUUCAGCACAGCUUAUUUACCAGCCAUUUAAACAAAAGGAAGUCUAAUGCAUUUCUAGUUAGAUUACUUACUAACAAGUUCUAAGACUCCAUUCCUGUUCUGUUCCUGGCGAAAGCAUCACACACACAGACAGACCCUUUGUCCCUUCCCCUGUCCUUCCCACCCCAGCUUUGAAAGUAACUUGUCUCCUCAUUGGUCAUUUUGGUCAGGUGCCAGCGAGGUUAUCCUAGCUUCUUAACCCUUUACAGGUGAAAGGGUUUUGCCUCUGGCCAGGAAGGAUUUUAUAGUUCUGUAUACAGAAAGGUGGUUACCCUUCCCUUUAUAUUUAUAUACCUCACAUGCCACCCUUUGGUAAACUUAACUUGUACACAUCUGACCCAGGGUAUCCCUGUAAAACGCCAGCAACUCUGUGCCUCCUGAGGGUCCUGGGUCGCACCUCACCCUUUACCCUGACUCUUUGGACUCUUCCACUGGCUAAUCCGUAUGCGUCAACUUGGAACCCUCCUGCCCGGACCCUGCAUCUGCCACCACAUUCUUUUUGCCUUUAAUAUGGACAAUUUCCAUAUCAUAUUCCUGCAGCGCUGUGCUCCAGGGCAUCACUCUGGAGUUGCUACCUUUUCUCCUGUGUAACUGUACCAAAGGAGAGGGGUCUGGUAGGGUCUCCCUUGGAAGCUUGUUCCAAUACUCAACUAUCCUUAUAGCUAGCAAGUUUGUCCUAAUAUCUCACCUAAAUCUCCCUUGCUGCAGGUUAAGCUUGUAUUGUCCAGGAGAGGGCUGAGCAGUACAGGAAAUCCAUUUCUGGGGGGAAAUCCAGGACUGGGUCUGUGUGGGCAUCACCCUGCAGUAGAAACAAGGCUGGUAAGAGCUGAGCUGUGCCUGGCUGCAGAUCACAUACACCCCAAGCUGGAAGCGACUGAUGGGCUGGAGCCUGUUGGGGAGCAGUCCAGGACUGGAAGCUACAGAAGCAGAGCAGUGUGCCGGGCCCCCCAGCUUAGAGCCAGGGUGACACAGCUACUCCCUAGUUUGGACUGUGCCCUGGGUCUGUCACACUCUCAGGGCUUUGUCCUGUUUUGGUACCAUAACUAUAGGCUACUCCCAGGGGCUUUUUGACUCAGUGAUUACCCCUGUUUCAAGCACGCUUCCCACCUCCUCCUGAACUUGUUUCUGCAUUUCCCCUUCAGCCGGGGAUGCUCUGCUAGGAGCAGAGCGGGGCCCUGAGGUUUGCAUGGAGUGUGCAAUCUUGUCAGUUAAACCUGGUGAGGAAAAUACCUCUUUGUCGUACUUUGAAAGGGCCGGUGUUUCCUGCUUUAGGGUGGGAUUUAAUUCCGCCCUAAAUUCAGAGCUUUUCAGGGGAUUCUCUGCCAUGCUCUCCCUGACCAAAUUCAUUAAAGGGACACAGAAGGUUUCUUCAUCAGCACAACUGUCAUAAAUAUAAAGGGAAGGGUAAACACCUUUAAAAUACCUCCUGCUCAGAAGAAAAAUCCUCUCACCUGUAAAGGGUUAAGAAGCUAAAGGUAACCUCGCUGGUACCUGACCAAAAUGACCAAUGAGGAGACAAGAUACUUUCAAAAUCUGGAGGCGGGAGAAACAAAAGCUCUCUCUGUCUGUGUGAAGCUUUUGCCGGGGACAGAACAGGAAUGGAGUCUUAGAAUUUAGUAAGUAAUCUAGCUAGAUGUGUGUUAGAUUAUGAUUUCUUUAAAUGGCUGAGAAAAUAAGCUGUGCUGAAUGGAAUGGAAUGGAUAUUCCUGUUUUUAUGUCUUUUUGUAACUUAAGGUUUUGCCUAGAGUGAUUCUCUAGGUUUUGAAUCUAAUUACCCUGUAAGGUAUUUACCAUCAUAGAAUAUCAGGGUUGGAAGGGACCUCAGGAGGUCAUCUAGUCCAACCCCCUGCUCAAAGCAGGACCGAUCCCCAAUUAAAUCAUCCCAGCCACGGCUUUGUCAAGCCUGACCUUAAAAACUUCUAAGGAAGGAGAUUCCACCACCUCCCUAGGUAACCCAUUCCAGUGUUUCACCACCCUCCUAGGGAAAAAGUUUUUCCUAAUAUCCAACCUAAACCUCCCCCACUGCAACUUGAGACCAUUAGUCCUCGUUCUGUCAUCUGCUACCACUGAGAACAGUCUAGAGCCAUCCUCUCUGGAACCCCCUUUCAGGUAGUUGAAAGAAGCUAUCAAAUCCCCCCUCAUUCUUCUCUUCCGUAGAUUAAACAUCCCCAGUUCCCUCAGCCUCUCCUCAUAACUCAAGGGUUCCAGGCCCCUAAUCAUUUUUGUUGCCCUCUGCUGGACUCUUUCCAAUUUUUCCACAUCCUUCUUGUAGUGUGGGGCCCAAAACUGGACACAGUACUCCAGAUGAGGCCUCACCAAUGUCGAAUAGAGGGGAACGAUCACGUCCCUCGAUCUGCUCGCUAUGCCCCUACUUAUACAUCCCAAAAUGCCAUUGGCCUUCUUGGCAACAAGGGCACACUGCUGACUCAUAUCCAACUUCUCAUCCACUGUAACCCCUAGAUCCUUUUCUGCAGAACUGUUGCCGAGCCAUUCGGUCCCUAGUCUGUAGCGGUGCAUUGGAUUCUUCCAUCCUAAGUGCAGGACUCUGCACUUGUCCUUGUUGAACUUCAUCAGAUUUCUUUUGGCCCAAUCCUCUAGUUGGUCUAGGUCCCUCUGUAUCCUAUCCCUACCCUCCAGCGUAUCUACCUCUCCUCCCAGUUUAGUAUCAUCUGCAAACUUGCUGAGGGUGCAAUCCCACCAUCCUCCAGAUCAUUUUUGAAGAUAUUGAACAAAACCGGCCCCAGGACCGACCCCAUCCUGAUUUUACAGAGGUGAUUCUUUUUAUUGUUACUUCUUUUUUACUGUUACCUCUAUUAAAAUUCUUCUUUUAAGAAUCUGAA
This is a messenger RNA of Caretta caretta (loggerhead turtle), 7464 nucleotides long. RefSeq names its product ciliary microtubule associated protein 1B (gene CIMAP1B). The record is from RefSeq and is a predicted model, not a curated record. Gene Ontology annotation, cellular component: cytoskeleton. Lineage: Eukaryota; Metazoa; Chordata; Testudines; Cheloniidae.